AUGUCUUUCGUAUGGAAUACUCUUUAUUCGCUUACUUGCUGUUUCCCUACUCCAAUACUUCACAUAAAAAGUCGACACUUUAAAGUGAUCAGAUUGCUUGGUGAAGGUGGUUAUUCGUUCGUUUAUCUAGUGCAGGAUACUAGUACUGGACUUCAAUGUGCUCUUAAAAAGAUUCGAUGUCCUCUUGGAACAGAUUCUGUGAGAAAUGCAAUGAAAGAAGUUGAGAUGUAUAAAUUAUUUCAACAUGAAAAUAUCAUUAAGGUUAUC
Diversispora eburnea is the source of this 267-nucleotide messenger RNA. Lineage: Eukaryota; Fungi; Glomeromycota; Glomeromycetes; Diversisporales; Diversisporaceae. The record is from the annotation of a GenBank genome assembly.